AUGUCCUCGUCUGGUGAGCCCGCCUUUCCCCUCUCCCACCGCCACCUAGGUGACUUUGCUCUUUUGCGUUCCAGAAACACCGAAAAGCACCACUUCUGUUCCACCACCGGUGCCUACAGUCACCACACCUUCGACAACCAGACCGCCAAGCAGCACUCCGAAAACCACGCCAACCACGUCUCCCUCCACCACAUCCAGAACCACUGCGUCAACUCAGACGGCAACCACCAACACGCCAAAGACCACUGCAACAGCCUCCACAAUCUCCACACCACCCACCCCUACGCAUCAUCCCAAAAUCCUAACCACCACAACCCCCUCCACCACGACAGAAUCCACUGCGCCUAGCACACCAACCCCGA
Lacerta agilis (Sand lizard) is the source of this 362-nucleotide messenger RNA. RefSeq names its product histidine-rich glycoprotein-like. The record is from RefSeq and is a predicted model, not a curated record. NCBI's taxonomy places the organism in Eukaryota, Metazoa, Chordata, Lepidosauria, Squamata, Lacertidae. The transcript has 3 exons. The coding region runs from base 1 to 348 and encodes 115 amino acids.